AUGGCUGCACAGAGAAUAUGUGAAAAUGACAAGCAUGAAAUCAAAUCAAACCCAGUGAAGAGAAGUUCUUACGCCUUGGGGUUUUGGCGUUCGGGUAAUUUGUUGGGAUGGCUACGGCUUGGGGCAGAUUGGAUUUGUGAGGUUGGGUGUGGAUUUGGGGUGUCAGCUCGGGGUGAGUAUGGCUGGCGGUUGAAAGUGGCUAGGUGGGUUGGGAUUGAUUGUUAUUAA
Molecule: messenger RNA, 228 nt
Organism: Prunus armeniaca (apricot)
Lineage: Eukaryota; Viridiplantae; Streptophyta; Magnoliopsida; Rosales; Rosaceae
Source: the annotation of a GenBank genome assembly